AUGGUGUUCGUUCAUGUUGCAAGUGACACACGUUCCCGUAACUCAUGUCCAAUUCAUUCGGACAGAUUGGAAGUGGAGAUUAAAACUGGAGAUGAACCGUUAGCUGGUACGGAUUAUAGUAUUAAUCUUCUUGUUCGUAGCGGCAACGGUCUGGUUUGUAAAGCAUAUGAUUUGGAUAAUUGGGGCAAUGACCGUGAGCGCAAUAGCAUGGAUAGAUACACCAUUUGUUGUCCGAAAGGAUUCUUAGAUAGCAAUGCAGAUAUCCGUAUGUUCGCCUUGAGCUACCCAUCACGUCCAGGAAAACGUGGCUACGUAAAUAUUAAUGAUUGGCUUAUUGAGCAUGUCGCAAUAAAAGUAAAUGGUCGAAAUAUUUUCACUUAUCGCUUCGACUCUUGGACAUCACCUUGGAAACAUUGGGUGUUUGGCGUGUCCAAAGUCAAUGAAACAUCCUAUGUUCGUUUUUAA
This is a messenger RNA of Rotaria sp. Silwood2, 465 nucleotides long. The record is from the annotation of a GenBank genome assembly. NCBI's taxonomy places the organism in Eukaryota, Metazoa, Rotifera, Eurotatoria, Philodinida, Philodinidae.